AUGGCUCUUCUAUUUGUCUCCGCCCUCUGCUUCUGCCACGAAAACGGCUUCGGUCACCGCAACGUCAAGCCUCAGAAUCUCCUCCUCGAAGGCACCGGAAACCUGAAGGUCUCCGAUUUCGAACCCUCUGACCUGCCGAAGCAGCUCAAGGACGGCCUCCUCCACACGGCUUGCAGGACGCCGGAGGUUUUGUACAGGGUCGGGUGCGACAGAUCCAAGGCCGACGCGUGGUCCUGCGGCGUCAUCCUCUCCGUUUUCCUUGCGCACGACGCCGACUCUCUCUCUCCCCCGUCACCGCCUGGCUCUGCCACCAUCGCCGUCUUCAUGCUCUCCGCAGCUAGGCUCGUCGCAGAGGAGAAAGGAGAAAGAUGA
This is a messenger RNA of Rosa chinensis, 372 nucleotides long. RefSeq names its product CBL-interacting serine/threonine-protein kinase 7. Gene Ontology annotation, biological process: protein phosphorylation. The transcript has a single exon. The record is from RefSeq and is a predicted model, not a curated record. The coding region runs from base 1 to 372 and encodes 123 amino acids. Gene Ontology annotation, molecular function: ATP binding; protein kinase activity. Lineage: Eukaryota; Viridiplantae; Streptophyta; Magnoliopsida; Rosales; Rosaceae.